UCGGGAGCUCAACUGGCUUAGCUUCAAAAUGUGUCUUGGUUUGAUGGAUAACUACUUUGCGUAAUACACAAGAAAUCUCUCCAUCAGAACCUUCUGGCUCUUUAUCUGUAAUUUGUAUAUUGCCCCCUUCCCUCUCAAGUAUUCUUCCCUUCCACCUAACCAAGUAAAAACGACUCGGCAGCAGAGGCCAGUGAGAGUUUCUGCCUCUCUAUAAGUCUGAGUUUGGUCUUCAAUACCUUUACAACAAGAAAGAGCCAAAAAUUAAGCAAAACUAAUAAUUUGGGCUUGGCAUUGAGUAAGAGGUAGAGAUAAUUAUUGGAGAUGGUGCCAUGGAUUAAAAUCCUAAUGCUUUUAGCAGCUUGCUUUUGGUUUCCAGCUUCAGUAGAGUGCAUGGUUCGGCACUACAAGUUCAAUGUGGUGUUGAAAAAUACAACAAGAUUGUGCUCAACCAAGCCUAUUGUCACUGUGAACGGGCUCUACCCUGGUCCCACUUUAGUUGCUAGAGAGGAUGACAGAAUUCUUGUCAAAGUGGUCAAUCAUGUCAAAUACAAUCUCUCCAUCCACUGGCAUGGGAUCAGGCAAAUACGUACCGGUUGGGCGGAUGGGCCGGCAUAUAUAACCCAAUGCCCGAUUCAACCAGGGCAGACCUUUGUGUACAACUUCACCAUCACUGGUCAAAGGGGCACCCUUUGGUGGCACGCACAUAUCCUCUGGCUAAGGGUCACCGUCCAUGGUGCUAUAGUUAUCUUGCCCAAGCGUGGUGUUCCUUAUCCUUUCCCCAAACCCCACAACGAACAGAUUGUUAUCUUAAGUGAAUGGUGGAAAUCAGAUGUUGAAGCCGUCAUCAAUGAAGCUUUGAAAUCUGGCCUGGCCCCGAAUGUCUCUGAUGCUCACACCAUCAAUGGCCGCCCAGGACCUGUCUCAGGCUGCCCUUCGCAGGGAUAUACCUUGCCAGUAAAACCAGGAAAGACAUACAUGCUUCGAAUCAUCAACGCUGCACUGAAUGAAGAACUCUUUUUUAAAAUUGCCGGUCAUCAACUCACUGUUGUCGAAGUUGAUGCCACGUACGUGAAACCCUUCAAAACGGACACCAUUGUUAUAGCCCCAGGGCAGACCACAAAUGUGCUCCUAAAAGCCAACCGUGGCGCAGGAAAGUAUUUGGUUGCAGCCUCACCUUUCAUGGACGCACCCAUUGCGGUAGAUAACGUGACUGCCACUGCCACCUUAGACUACUCAGGUUCUCUUACAAGUACUGUCACCACUCUCACAUCACCCCCUCCCAAAAACGAUACCUUGGUAGCAAACAAUUUUAUCAACGCACUACGAAGCCUGAAUUCUAAACAAUAUCCUGCUAAUGUUCCUUUAAAGAUUGAUCAUUCCCUUCUUUUCACCGUUGGCCUUGGGAUUAACCCUUGCUCCACGUGCAUUAAUGGAAGCCGUGUCGUGGCUUCUAUUAACAAUGUUACUUUUGUUAUGCCAAAAAUCUCUCUACUUCAAGCCCAUUUCUUCAACAUAAGCGGAGUUUUUACUAAUGAUUUCCCUGGAAAUCCUCCUGUUCCAUUUAACUACACAAGCUCACAACUAACCAACUUUGCGACCAAACAAGGAACAAAACUAUACAGACUUGCUUAUAACGCCACCGUGCAGCUAGUCUUGCAAGAUACAGGGAUGAUUACCCCGGAGAACCACCCUGUUCAUUUGCAUGGAUUCAACUUCUUUGAGGUUGGAAGGGGAUUGGGGAAUUUCAACCCCACAAAGGAUCCUAAAAAGUUCAAUCUUGUUGAUCCUGUUGAGAGGAACACAGUUGGAGUUCCAUCUGGUGGAUGGACUGCUAUAAGGUUCAGGGCAGACAAUCCAGGGGUUUGGUUCAUGCAUUGCCAUUUGGAAGUGCAUACGACUUGGGGGCUCAAGAUGGCAUUCGUAGUGGACAAUGGAAAAGGCCCAAAUGAAUCUCUUCUACCGCCUCCCAGUGACCUCCCCAAGUGCUAGAGAAAAAUCCCAGAACAAAAACGAUGAGAAGUGCAAAAAUAGCUGAAGAAAGCAAACAAAAGAAAUGGAAGAUUUACAGAGCGGCUGAAAGCUAAUAUAGCCUAACACUAAUAAGAAGAGUUCUUUUUGAGCAAGCCAAGGAAAGUUGCUCCAUAUUGAAUAAAAGUCAGCUGAAUUUCUUUUUUCUUAUUUCAAAUAUGGUUUCUAUAUAUACAAUAUGGCCUACAAGUUUGAGUUACAAAGUUGUGCAUAUAUGCUGCUAAUUUAGUGAUUCUAAAUGUUUAUUGUAUUAAAAAAUCCUGUUUUAAAUGAAGAUUAAGUGUUGUGAUCCACUUAUAAAAAAUAA
Durio zibethinus is the source of this 2335-nucleotide messenger RNA. Its product is annotated as laccase-4-like. Gene Ontology annotation, cellular component: apoplast. Gene Ontology annotation, biological process: lignin catabolic process. The record is from RefSeq and is a predicted model, not a curated record. Lineage: Eukaryota; Viridiplantae; Streptophyta; Magnoliopsida; Malvales; Malvaceae. Gene Ontology annotation, molecular function: hydroquinone:oxygen oxidoreductase activity; copper ion binding.